Messenger RNA from Nannochloropsis gaditana CCMP526, 1232 nucleotides. RefSeq lists its product as uncharacterized. The coding region runs from base 344 to 1231 and encodes 295 amino acids. The transcript has a single exon. The record is from RefSeq and is a predicted model, not a curated record.
ACAAAUUAAACUUUCUUUUCCUCCGUCGACAAAACGGAAAAAGAAUUCGAGUCCGACUUUGCAUGGGUAGAGUCCAGAUUUUAAGGGCCUUAGCGCUGGUCCAUCGCGCCUUAUAAUGUAUUUCAAGCCAAUAAUUACAUUUGUUGCGCUCAAGUCAAGUUGUGCUGGUCCUCCUGACGGCUCUCAGAGGUGGCAGCAGCCUUGGUAGCGGAAAAACAUCUGCUCGGGACAGACCCCCCCGACUAACCUCCUCCCUCUUCUUCGAGCAAGGGAUAUUUCAUACUUAUCAAAGCACAGCACCAAUCACAGGAAAACCAGUAUAUUUUAAAAUUUAUAUCAGGACAUGUCAUUUACAUUCGGCUUCGACUUACCUUCGAACCCAUCAACGACAUCAAACACUGUGGCCCAACUCGGAGCGUCUCCGUCCUCUCAUACGACCUGGGGACAUGCCACUUCAACACCACGCGUAAUCCACCUCGAUGAGUUGACCACAGCUCCUGCAUUUUGCUCGAUAAGUGUACUUACUCGCACAUAUGACGAUCCCAAGGGACAUUUUCGUGUGGUUAAAAAUGUGGAGGGAGUGAUUGCCGACUUGCCAGAGGGAAGUGAUCUCGUUCCUGGCGUGUAUGAGGGAGGCUUGAAGAUCUGGGAAUCCAGCAAGGAUUUAGUCUGUUACCUCCAGAACCAAAGAAUAAUUCGACCUCCUUAUCGUGUGCUGGAGCUGGGAUGCGGCCACGGGCUUCCAGGUAUUCACGCUUUACAACAAGGGGCUGAUAGUGUGGUUUUCUCCGAUUUGAAUGAGGAGGUCCUCCGGGAGGUUACACGACCUAACAUAUUUCUGAAUGUAGCUAAUAGAGCGCUAUCCUCUGCAAGGAUAAGCUUGAUCUGUGGCGACUGGGAGGCAUUGCCCCAAAUUCUUGGUGUAGACAAGCCGGUAGACUUUAACGUCAUUGUUAGCGCAGAGACAUUUUACACGCCUGCUGUUACAAACAAACUUUUGCGUUGCAUUCAUCGCUACUUAGCCAAAACACCGGAGGCAUUGGCAUUGGUGGCUGGUAAGCGGUACUACUUUGGCACAGGCGGAUCUGUGGCCAAUUUGAUGUCGCAAGCCAGUGCUCUUGGCAUGCGGAGUCGUGUGGUGGCCUCGUCUGAAGACGGGAGAAGCAACAUCCGAGAUAUCGUGGAGAUAAGAUGUAAGAUGGAAGGACUUGUAAGGGGGGAAAAAAUAUAAU